AUCCCCACUACGAUCUUUCAAUAAUCAAUGCCAUUUUGCGCAACAGGAAAAGGGAGAGUGUUCACAGUACAAUCGUUACAAAAAAUUGUAUAUAAGAUUGUCGUGUAAAAUGAAGCCAGAUAUUAGUGAUCCUUGGUGUGGCACGGGUGCACGAACGCUGAUCAACGACGACAACGCGCCGAACGAUCGUUUCGAGGAUUCUUUCCUGGACAAUAAUAUUGAUCAUCGACGAUUAUCCGACUCGGAGCAAUAUCUGCAAAAAUUAUAUUCCAGAUUGAAAGUUCUUCAAGGAGGUACUACAAAAAAGGAUCUUGUAACAUCAUUAUCAGUGGCAAAGGAGGAUUGUAUUGCACGUUUGAUUACAUCUGGAAACGUUCCCCAGUCUGAAGAAGAAGCUGAGUUAGCAUCAAAUCCUUUGAUUCGACACAUAGCUCCACAUUUGCAGGCUUUGACAGCUAGCGAAUUAGUUCAUCUUUUAAAGGCAGACGUGCUUCAAGCAACUAUAGAAGCUGAUUCAGAGCAAAAUAUUACAGAGAAAUUACAGAUAAAUCAUCUGCCAACAGAGAAUAAGUCAGAGGACAAUAAUUAACUUCCAUAAAUUUACAACAUAAG
This is a messenger RNA of Linepithema humile (Argentine ant), 612 nucleotides long. RefSeq lists its product as uncharacterized. The record is from RefSeq and is a predicted model, not a curated record. Gene Ontology annotation, biological process: cilium organization. NCBI's taxonomy places the organism in Eukaryota, Metazoa, Arthropoda, Insecta, Hymenoptera, Formicidae.